AGCCACGCGUCACGCGUGGAGUUCAAGUCAAACAGGGCAAGUCAUUGAAACCAACAAACCAACAGCCUAGUUACCGUACCAAAGUUUGCAGCUUACGCACUUCUUCUCAAAGUUUUAAUAGAGUAACUCUUUUUGUUGAUUCUUUGUGGUAUAUGAAGCUUUACAUCGCUUUAUAUUCUGCGUCGUGCAAUACAAAGAAGACAGGAAAUGAAUGUCGAUUUACCUGAGUUCAAUGGUUAUGCAAUGGAACCUAUUGAAGAACCUGUGACAUGCAUGUUGAAUAAACAUAGAAAACAAGGAAUACUGAAGUUUAUCGGUGAAACCUCGUUUAGUUCAGGUGUUUGGUGCGGUAUAGAGCUAAGUGAACCGUGUGGAAAAAACGACGGCUCCGUUGCUGGUGUUCGCUACUUUUACUGUAAAAAACAGCAUGGAAUAUUUGUAAAUCCUAAGAACGUCUUCCCUCUUGAAAAAAAAGAUGAAAGUAAAGUGGGCAGAAGGUGGACAGAAUCAUCUGUAGAUAGUGAAAAACCUGACCUUAAUUUGGACCAACAAGGGAGACCUCGAUCAAAAUCAGAUGCAGUAACAAAUAACUACAAUUUAUUUUGCGAGAGUCCGUUUAGUAUUCAGAGCAAGAAAUCUGCUUCUUUAACCAAGUUAAACAUGACUUACACAUGCUCUUCACCAGUCUUCGCGCAAAACUUAGACAACAUUGACUCAGGUGACAUAAAACAUUCGUCUCCCUUUGAUGUCACCCCUUUCGAAGAGGGAAGUAACAUGGAAGAGGAAGAAAAAACGAAUAUAAUCUGUAAUCUUGAAGAGAUAAAAACAAAAGAAAACGAGGAGUCUCUUCACGUCCCUUUUGAGAAUUUGUUACCUGCAGUUGAAGUGAAAAAAAACAUAAAGUUAGGCAGUAUGAAUGCAAAUAAAUUUUUGAAAACAUGUAAAAACAAGAUUCAAGCCCAUUUACAACUAAAGAACAAGAUUCAAGUGCAUUUACAAAUAAAGAACAGGGUUCAAGCAUCGUAGCAACAAGCGA
Molecule: messenger RNA, 1036 nt
Organism: Xenia sp. Carnegie-2017
Lineage: Eukaryota; Metazoa; Cnidaria; Anthozoa; Malacalcyonacea; Xeniidae
Product: CAP-Gly domain-containing linker protein 4-like
Exons: 2
Coding region: 208-1026 (272 amino acids)
Biological process (GO): cytoplasmic microtubule organization
Cellular component (GO): microtubule plus-end; cytoplasm; nucleus
Molecular function (GO): microtubule plus-end binding
Source: RefSeq, a predicted model, not a curated record